UUACAAACAAUUAAAAUGGGCGAUACCUAUUCAAUCGUUUUCAUAACGUCAAUUGUUUCAUUUGCUGUAAGUGUUGUGUCCAAUUAUACAGUGGACACUCAAUUUUCGGUAAGCAUUGUUAAUAUUUCCCAAAUGCCUGGACACUUUAUAACAGAUUCGGACCAUAUUGACCAUUCCGAUGUUGUUACAAAAUUUCUUGAACUGGUUGAGCAGUAUGAACAAAAUAAGUACAACUGUACGACUGGUACUAAUUUUACUCUUGGAGAUGGUGUUAUAAAACAAUACGGAAAAAAGCGCUUUAAAGCACAGGCUCUCGUUGCAGUAAAUAGAGCAAACUUUCUAACUCGUAUAUGGAAAGAUGCAGAUAAGAACAUUCUAUCAUCGGAAAACUUUUUCUUCUCGGCAGUCAGGUCCAUGUUAGAAGGGGACCCCGAAUUGUUUGCUGCUGGGAAUUGUUACGAUAAACAGGAAUUUAAAAACUAUAGACUGUUUUGUCCUUAUUCCCAUAGAACAGAAGAUGGGAGACUGAAUGUGAAGGAUUUAUCUGUGGAAUAUGAUUAUCUUGGAAAUGAUUCAGAAUGGUUUUAUUCAGCACGAGUAAAAGCGAGCAAGUUGGAAAACUUCAACUACACUAUAGGUUAUAUACAGCCUCGUUAUAACGGUACUCACCACGACGAACGCAUAAUUGAUCGAGUGAUAUCGGUAACAUACGAACAUGGACACUGGAGCAAACCAUAUUUUGAUUGUGGAGGUGGAAAUAUCUGGAUGAUGACGUAUACAGUUCCAUUUUUUGGUUAUAAAAAUGGAACUUUCAAAUUUAAAGGGACGAGUGGGAUCGACAUUGACUUACAAAAAGUUGAUAUCGACCAGUGUCCUAAUAUACCAGGGAGUACCGAACGGAACGUUUUUGCUGGUUCAGCUAAAUGUAAACAGGAGACCACAAGGUGUGUUCCGAUAGAGGGCCUCGGAUUUCGUCGAGGAUCUUAUAAGUGUGUUUGUAAGGACGGUUACUACUUUCCAGAUAUAUCUGCUAGUCCAAGAUACUACAAUGGUUCUGAGAUAGAGGCAGAAUUUGCCAAGAAAGAGAGGGGAGAGCUUACUAGGUAUGAUACAUUUGUAUGUGAACCAUGUGCUGUUGGAUGUGACACGUGUGAAGACGGAAGUCCAUGUAUUCUGUCACUUGAUUGGUUGACGAGAAGUCUGUUACUUGGAAUAUCAUGUAUCGUAAUGUGCUGUAUCCCACUUUUGAUAUGGUUUUCAGUGCAGUAUAGAGAUGUCAAGGUAAUGAAAGCUGCUAGUCCAGUAUUAUUACGUCUGAUUGUACUAGGUGCAUUUUUCUUAUAUUGUCCAUUGAUUACUGGAUAUUUUGAAGCAAGUGUGCUGACAUGUAUACUACGGUGCUGGUUUAGGGAAAUUGGUUUCUCUAUAUCAUAUGGUGCUCUUUUGUUGAAGACAUGGAGGAUUUCAGUUGUAUUUCGAGUGCGAUCUGCACAGCGAGUGAAAAUAUCAGAUACAGAUUUGAUCAAAAGACUUUUACUUAUAAUAUUUGUAUUUGCUGCAUAUUUAACAGCCAGAACAAUAGCAGGACCACCACAAGUUGUAGAAGGUAAACAUUAUAAUGAGUUAAAGGCCUUCCAGUGUUCAGCAGAUUGGUGGGAUCAUUCGGCUGCUAUUGCUGAACUAUUGUUCCUGAUAUGGGGAAUACGACUAUGUAUUGUCGUAAGAAAAGCCCCAUCUGAAUUCAACGAAAGCAGAUUUAUCAGUUGGGCUAUUUAUAACGAGACUCUGUUAUCAUUAUUUCUUAAUGUAUCGAUGAUAUUUUUACAGCAUCCUUUUCCAUCGAACCCUGAUUUGGUAUAUUUAGUAAUAUUUAUUCACACACAGCUAACAACGACAGUUACACUUGCCUUCUUAUUUGGAAGCAAAGCUUACCAUAUAUAUAGAAGAGGGAAAAAUGAUGAAAAUUCCCACACAACAAUGAUAAGUAAAGGUGGUUCAAAGAAGAGUAAAUCACCAAAUAAUACAUAUAACACAAAUCUAUUGAACAAUUCAAAUAACAUUAGCUAUUCUGACAAAGUGGACGAUGCAGAAUGUGAAAGUUUAUUAGAGAAAGAUAUUCAGGAGGAAUUUAGAAGACUGUAUACCCAAUUAGAAUAUUUAAAACAAAGGAAUAUGAAAAUAGGAAACCGACAUUUACAGCACAAGUUGUCGGCAAUGACAGAAGCAGCACAAAAAGACACCCCGAAUUCAGUACCAGCUUCUCCGGCCAUUAACGGCAAGAGAGUGAUGAUAAAUCUCGAUAUAUUCAAGGAAUCAACAGAUUUAUAGCUUUCUAAUACGUUGCCUUCGCUUUCGCAAAUUGUGAAGAAUUUAUGCCGAAAAAAACUAUGAGGAA
This is a messenger RNA of Mytilus trossulus (common blue mussel), 2395 nucleotides long. RefSeq names its product metabotropic glycine receptor-like. The record is from RefSeq and is a predicted model, not a curated record. Lineage: Eukaryota; Metazoa; Mollusca; Bivalvia; Mytilida; Mytilidae. Gene Ontology annotation, cellular component: membrane. Gene Ontology annotation, molecular function: G protein-coupled receptor activity. Bases 16 to 2328 code for a protein of 770 amino acids. The transcript is spliced from 13 exons. Gene Ontology annotation, biological process: G protein-coupled receptor signaling pathway.